This is a messenger RNA of Nilaparvata lugens (brown planthopper), 509 nucleotides long. RefSeq names its product myotubularin-related protein 13-like. The transcript has 3 exons. The coding region runs from base 102 to 494 and encodes 130 amino acids. Gene Ontology annotation, biological process: regulation of Rab protein signal transduction. The record is from RefSeq and is a predicted model, not a curated record. Gene Ontology annotation, cellular component: cytoplasmic vesicle. Lineage: Eukaryota; Metazoa; Arthropoda; Insecta; Hemiptera; Delphacidae.
CUCAAUCAGAUGUGGUAGGGAUAUUCCAAAAUGGUAGAUGAUGUUGGAAUUUGAUCGGUUUGUGUGUGAUAUUAAAUUUUAUUUUUUGUGUCGGCAGAGAUAUGUCGCGUCUGGCCGAUUAUUUUGUGAUUAUUGGAUAUGAUCAUGAAAAAGAAAGGAGUGGUCAGAGCAAUGGACUAAUUCUGCAGCGAUUUCCAAAAACAGACUGGAGUGACACACCGUUUAUCGAAGGCAUUGAAUGGUUUUGCCAACCGCAAGGAUGGGCCCUGUCGACCGAGCGUCAGGAGCCUCACUUCUUCGUUUCCGUGCUGACAGACGUGGACGCCAAUCGGCACUACUGCGCAUGCCUCUGCUUCAACGAGACCGUCUCCAUCACGCCUAGCAAGCCCGUCGAUGAGGUGGGUGAUUCAUAUACAACUGGCAGUGUUGAUACUAUAGAGACAAUGCAACCUGUAAAUGAGCCGAAAAAACGCGUCAAUGCACCACCUUCGUAAACAAAGCCAUAGUGC